Molecule: messenger RNA, 3955 nt
Organism: Mizuhopecten yessoensis (Yesso scallop)
Lineage: Eukaryota; Metazoa; Mollusca; Bivalvia; Pectinida; Pectinidae
Product: ferrochelatase, mitochondrial-like
Exons: 11
Coding region: 42-1295 (417 amino acids)
Biological process (GO): heme biosynthetic process
Molecular function (GO): protoporphyrin ferrochelatase activity
Source: RefSeq, a predicted model, not a curated record
AUCCUUUCGGAACUCUCCACUUAUUGACUUCCGAAGGGAAAAUGGCAAGACACAUGUUGAGAAAACUGUCUACCGAUCUACUCUACACCCAGUGUAGUCGGCUGUCAGUAUGCCAGGCAUUACCAGGAAUCACAACCAACAAUACCUUAUGUCGCCAUUCCAGCUCAGCACAAAAGCCAAAGACAGGAAUACUUAUGCUAAAUAUGGGUGGACCAGAAAAGCUGGCUGAUGUUGAGGGCUUCCUAACCAAUCUCUUCCUUGACCGUGACCUGAUGACACUACCAGCACAAAGUGCAUUGGCCCCCCGCAUCGCCAAACGACGAACACCGAAGAUCCAGGAGCAAUACAAAGAGAUAGGAGGGGGUUCCCCUAUCAAACGCUGGACAGAGGUUCAAGGCAAGGGUAUGGUGGACAUUUUGGACCGCAUCUGUCCUGAAUCUGCUCCACACAAAUUUUAUGUUGGAUUCCGUUAUGUGAACCCUCUAACAGAGGACGCCAUAGAUCAGAUGGAGAGCGAUGGUAUACAGCGAGGAAUAGCUUUUACACAGUACCCACAAUACAGCUGUUCUACAACAGGAAGUAGUAUCAACGCUUUCUACCGACACUACGCCUCCAGAGGGGUUCCAAGUAACAUCACCUGGAGUACCAUAGACAGAUGGCCAACACAUCCAGGAUUAGUACAGGCCUUUGCAGAGAAUAUACAAAAACAGUUGGACAGGUUUCCUAAGGAAGAUAAAGACAAGGUUGUCAUCCUCUUCUCUGCCCACUCUCUACCACUCAUGGUGGUAAACCGAGGAGAUCCGUACCCAGCUGAGGUAGCAGCCACUGUGAAUCGUGUGAUGGAGGCCCUCGGAUAUUGUAAUCCCUACAGACUUGUCUGGCAAUCAAAGGUGGGCCCGUUGCCAUGGUUGAGCCCCCAGACAGAUAAGGCGAUAGAAGGCUUGGCCACUCGUGGUCAGAAAAACAUACUGCUGGUCCCCAUAGCAUUCACUAGUGACCACAUAGAGACACUGUACGAACUUGAUCUGGAGUACGGCACAGAGCUCAGUGCUAAGCAUGGUAUCACCAUCAAGAGAGCCGACGCCAUGAAUGACAGCCCUACCUUUAUUCAGGCACUCGCGGACGUGGUGAAGGGUCACCUUGCCUCUAACCAGGCGUGUAGUAGACAGCUGCCGCUGCGCUGUCCAAUGUGCACCAACGCUACCUGUGGGAAAGCUAAGGAAUACUUUCUCAAGCAGCAGGAACUCCUCGACAUGGGUUCCAGUAAAACAGGACCUGAACAUGUGACUGCCUAACUCCUUUGAUAAAGCUCUGUGAUGAUGAUGGCAUGUUGGAAGCUCUGCAGUUUUUUAAAUAGUUCCUUUCUGUAUUAAACCAUCAUGGUGAAAAUUGUGUCAGAUUUUGAGGAUGUUUAGUUUUAUGUUCAAAAUUGAAAUACUAUUUUUGCUUUCUUUAGCACAAAGGGCAUACACCUAUUAAAGCACUGCGUCUAUUGUCAUUCAUCAUCAAUUUGUUUUUAGAAGAAAAAAAGAAAAUAAAUCCUUCUCCAAAUUUGUCUGCAAUAUCUUUUGGAAGGGUGAGGGUUCUUAAUUGUUAACCAGAUUACUAACAGCAUUCACUCUAUGCUAAUUUUUUUCUAUUUUGUUAUAUAAUUAUGUUCCCUGUAGAUACCUUUUGAUGAGUUAAUUGUUCAAGAGAAGUAUCGGUCUUCCCAAUAGGGUGAGGAGCAGGGAUAAAAGGUGUCAUUUGGGCUAUUGUUUAAAGGACUCCUCCUCUGUGAUGGAUAUCAACCACAUUUAGAUGCAGGCAUCAACAGGUUGUAGGAAUUUCAAAUUGUACAAAUGUUGGGGCUGACCGACUGAGGAGUGGGCUAUAAAAGUAAAAUUUGGCCAUACGUCUCUGAAACUAUGGGAUGGAUAUCAACUGUAUUUAUUUGGAACUUAGUCCAUUGGUUACCGUAUGGAAACACUUAAGAUCCUCCUUCCCUAUAACCAUACAUAAAAGAGCUAGGUAUAUGUAGAGACUAAUGCUACAAGGAUUGGCCUGUGGAUCAAGCCCUGUCCCUGGGGACUUAGUCCUCGGUUCAUCACAUGGAAACAGUUAAGAUCCUUAUCCCAUAAUCAGACUUAACACAAUCAUACUAUCAGUAUUGUUGGCAGGGUCUUUCCCUGCCCCUUGGGGCUUAUUACUUGCAAUAUGACGUUAUUGUCAUGAUUGCUUCAAAAACAAGGUGAGCUAUACAGACCCUCAUGGCCAAUAGUUUUACUCAAUAUUAUUUAUUUACCUUUUGUUGUCAGAGGUAGGACUAUGAUCUCUUUUUAAUUACUGGUAACAUCAUUUAUAUUUAAAUAUUCAUAUUUACAUUUAGUUUGCAAAGUUUAUCGUUGUAAGAAUAAACGAUAAAAACUCGGUACGAUGUUCCCCAUUUUCUUCCUUAACAUUAAAAUAAAUAUGAUGUCCCUUAUUUAUACCACUAUACAGACACCUCAUAACUUGCCCCUUGUUUCAUGGUUAUGGCCAUCAUAUUUCCUUUUUGCAUAUUUAAAAAUUCCUCUAUAUGUCUCUCUUUAUACUAUUUAUUCACAUUUUUUUUGCCUCGGUUAAACGAGUUUAACUGUUCAUAAUUUCACCCUGGUAAUGUACAUGUAUAUUAUUAGUUAUACAGGUCUUUGGCAGGGUACAUGGUCUCAUGUUCCCUGUCAGGACCUUAUGUACCCUGAGCCGAAGGCUGUAAAGACUCCCAUCCUGUUUCCUUGCAUCGAGAUAAAAAUGGCCCAAUGCCUCGUCUAAUCUUGGCUUCGAGAAGUCCUCAAAAUCUGUGUCUUGCUCCUUUUCGCUUAAGUAUGCUCUGAAGGUUUUGCUUGCUGAAUUGUUACUUUUCUUUGUGUUUGUAGGUUUAAAUGACGCCCGUUUUGUCUCAAUUUCACUCUCCGUGUGGCUUGCAAACCGUUUCUCCAUUGUGUUCAUUGUUGACAUUAGCAGACGAACGUUCUCCGGUGUGUUUGAUUCGAAUCUGCGAGUUAUCUCCCUUACAACAGGCGCGCGUGCUCUUAUGUACCCCGGCAAGGAUACUAACAUAGCUUCAGGUACCUUGGCAAUUCGACCAAUCACCGUGCGACAUUUUUCUUUGCAGUAUGACAAAACUAGAUGAUUCCUGCUUACUCGGCUAAGGAGAAUUUCUCUUCAGCUCAUUUGGUAGAGUGUAAGACUAUUUAUUAAACCAGAGUUCUCUAUGGAAAGCAUUGAAAAAAAUAAUGACCUCGGUUGCAAUAAUAAUGCAAAUUUAUCAUAACACCAUAUAAUAAUUAAAUUUGAAGGCAUUUACAGAUGAAGGGCAAAAGUCUGUUGGACAAAACGUUCCUGGAAUAAUUACAUAGCCAAACCCCUUUAUUAAGCAUUUUACAAUAGGUGGAUUAGAACUAGUUUUAACUGCAUUGGAUCAGUUAAAUUUGUAAUAUAUAGUUGUUAUGUGGUGUGUAAAUUGACCUGUGCUAUGUUCACCUGAAUGGUGUGAUGUGAAGGCAUAAUUAACACUGGGUCAAUAUGGAUCUAUUGAGGGCAAAAGUUUGAUGGACAAAAAUUCGUCUAAAGUAUAAUGCCUUACCGGUUAACCCUUUCACCACUGUAGACCAUAAUGGACUCAUCCAGAUCAAUGCAUGGUUGAGUCUAUUAAAGUUACAUAGGUGUGAGAGGGUAAAAUGAGCCAACGAGGAUGCACGAAAGCAACCUGAAAUCAUUAUUCAGAUUUUCAGUUUGGGAAGUGAUGCAGUGUAAGACUUUCCGGCGAUAGUUUCACAUUUUAUGUAUGUACAUGUUUGAUUAGUUUGUGAUUGUGUUAGAUUUACAAAGUGGUGCUUGAGUAGAAAGGAAAUCAUCCAAAGCUAUUAAACAGAUUAUAUAAGUGCUAUGGUGUACCACUUUCAGGUGAGAUUGAAUAAAUAAUAUAUACUUAAAA